AUGGAUACUCCGGGCCUGAUCGACGCUGACGCCCAGUCGUCCUCUGGCAAACAGCCAUCGUCAAGCGAGUCUUCGCCCGCCGUUUCGGCGGCUUCUCCGGCUAGCAAACGCUACAGAGCGGCCAAUGCCACUCCUGACUGCUGUCGUACUUGCAGGCUGCGCAAGGUCAGCUACGAUUUCUCUUCGUUUCACCCCCAGUCCAGUCUGCAGUCCCUUUCCCGACAUGCGGGCCGCCGGCGCCCCAGACAACGCCCGCUGCCGGACUGCAUCAUUCAGGCUGCUGUCAAGACCACGGCCAUGGCGCCAGUUGUGCAGCAUAGCACCGACAAUCUGCGCGAUCCUCAAGAUCGCGUGUCAAGAACAACUCCCAGCGCUAGCCACACCGAGGCGGGUACCCUGCGCAAGCGCGCACAAAGAGCCUGCAGCCAAUGCCACUCACACAAGACAAAGUGUUCCGGCGAUUUGCCUCGCUGCCGGCGUUGCGAGGCCAGCAAUCUCAUUUGCGAGUAUACACCCACCAAGCGAAAAUUUACCAGUGUUCGCUACAGCGCUACCAACGGCACCGAUGGCGCACCCACCCCAUCAGAGACCAAUAUUAGCAUGCAAUCUACCGAGGAGCUGUCAGCCAAUAGCCCAACCACCAGUCACCUUCAAGGAUAUUACGUUAUGCUCUUAGACCCAAAUGUAUUAGGCGCUGAGGACAAGUUAAUCAAGAGAGAUAUUGUUUCACGACAUUUUGAAGUGUAUAUGUACUGUCUCUACUGGAUGCCGAGUUUGGGCUUCCUUCACCCUCCUACAAUAUGGCGCCAAAUUGACGACAUGACACUUCAUCCAGCCAAGGCCGCUGCGAUAUGCUCUGUUACAUGUUUCUUUGCGAAUCCUGGCGAAGUUGGUCGUGACUUUGGCCAGAGAUGCUGCAACCAAGUGGAAUCAUAUCUUAUUCGAAGUAUUGAUCGAUUCUCGGAAGAAUCCCUCAUGCUCACCACUCUGAAUACCCUUUUCAACCUCUUUCUUGGCUCCUAUGCCAGAGUCUGGACGUGUCUCGGGAUCGGCUCUCGCGUCAUGGUCGGCCUGCAAGCGAAUUGGGAUUCUGAAAUAUACACAGGCCGCUCUUGGAUCGAGCAGGAGAGCUUACGUCGACUAGUGUGGCAGAACUUUUACAUGGAUAGGCUACUUGCCGGGGGUUAUGAUGAGUAUCUCGCCAACCGCAAUGAUACCUGGAAGCUCCGACUACCUUGCACGGAAGAAGCCUAUCGCGGGAACCGUCCUGUGAUAGCCGACCGCCUACAUGACAACCCCCCUCUGUACCUCGAAAAUGCCGGCUUGCAUGCUUGGCAGCUUCGAUUAUGUGAUUUGAGACACCGAAUUCAGGUAGCGACUAAGCGGCUGACACUCCCUCAAGUCAACGUUUCACGACCGGAACCAUCCGCAGUCAUGUCGGAGAUUAUGACUCUCCAAAAUGAAAUAGGAUGUUUCCACAUGUCGCUUCCGGCGCAAUAUAAGCUUACUGACCAGGUCAUUGAGCGCAUUAUGGGCACUGAGGAGCGAAACGGCUACAUCUACCUACACUCUCACAUUGGUGUCAGCCACGUGGACCUGUAUCGCUUUUCUCUGCCAGGUGUUCACGGCACUGCUCCAGACCUUCUACAGCGACUUCCGCGGGAAUUUGUACUAGCAUCGCAAAAACAGGCGGUUGCGCAUUCCAUCAGCGUCGCCACCUUUUGUGACGUGGUUCGACGCGAGCACGAAAAGCAUCCCUCGUUGUUACCAUUACGACUGACUGGGGAUUAUUCCAUAACACACAUGUGCACGCAGGCGAUUCGCGUGCUAGUCGUGGCCUUGUGCCACAACUUGUACCAUGACAUUGCGGGCAAGACGACAAGCCCUCCUUGGAGGGGUAUCAACUCGCGCGUAGUGACAGAAGCAGACAUUCGAGAGAUGAUUGACAAUCUUUUCAAGGUGAUGGAGCCGUGGAGUCACAUCUCGCGCAUCACCAAACAAGCGUAUGACGCCAACAGGAUCAUGGUGGACCACUACUACAAGACGGGCAAAUUAAAUGAGACUCCCAACGCCGGGCUGAUUGAGGCGACACGGAUGAGCAUGUUGUCGGGCCCAGCUGGAGGGUCUAUUCUAGGCAGCACGGACCAGUCUGUCAAUGAGCAGUGGGGUGCCAGUGCCAACAUGCCGUCAUCGGAGGACGGUUCUCCGUAUGGUGCGGUGAAUCUUGGGUUCGAGAUGGAAAACGGACCGCCCGGAGUGCCGCUUUUCUUAGAACAGGCACGUAUGGCACCGCUGGAAGAUACGGGACUUGGACUGUACGAUGGUGACAACUCGUUCGAGCACUCUCCGCUUUGGGAGUUUUCCAAGGACAUGAGCAAAGUGAUUGAAGAAGACGAGCGACUGACACUCGAUGGCCAGUAUCGAGCGACGGCGGGCCGCAUGUACAGCGACAAGGACGUGUCGGCGUACCUGCGGCACCAGCAGCGUCAGGUGAAUGGGUACUCGAACAAUUAUGUGAAUGGGCAUGCGGAUCCUUCGCGAUAUACGUACCCAGGCCGUUGCUAA
This is a messenger RNA of Beauveria bassiana ARSEF 2860, 2565 nucleotides long. RefSeq names its product nitrate assimilation regulatory protein nirA. NCBI's taxonomy places the organism in Eukaryota, Fungi, Ascomycota, Sordariomycetes, Hypocreales, Cordycipitaceae. The transcript is spliced from 6 exons. The record is from RefSeq and is a predicted model, not a curated record. Gene Ontology annotation, cellular component: nucleus. Gene Ontology annotation, biological process: regulation of DNA-templated transcription; DNA-templated transcription. The coding region runs from base 1 to 2565 and encodes 854 amino acids. Gene Ontology annotation, molecular function: DNA-binding transcription factor activity, RNA polymerase II-specific; DNA binding; zinc ion binding.